This is a messenger RNA of Leishmania braziliensis MHOM/BR/75/M2904, 1791 nucleotides long. RefSeq names its product putative Bardet-Biedl syndrome 1 protein homolog (BBS1-like protein 1). The transcript has a single exon. Lineage: Eukaryota; Euglenozoa; Kinetoplastea; Trypanosomatida; Trypanosomatidae. The record is from RefSeq and is a predicted model, not a curated record. Gene Ontology annotation, biological process: protein localization to cilium; non-motile cilium assembly. Gene Ontology annotation, molecular function: patched binding; smoothened binding. Bases 1 to 1791 code for a protein of 596 amino acids. Gene Ontology annotation, cellular component: centrosome; axoneme; BBSome.
AUGUCGUUCCUCAAGGAAAAAAAUCGCAAGGAAUCAAAGGAGAAAUUCUGGCUCUACGCCUUUCGCGACCACCUGGCAAACCUGCGUGCCUUUUCGAGCUGCGUCGAAACCGCCGAUGUGAACGGGGUUGGGGACUAUCAGCUUCUCGUGGCAGAUGGCAGCAAGCGCAUCAAGGUGUACGCGGGCACCUCACUUGAGCGUGAGCUGCCGCUCUUUGGGGUGCCGUCCGCGAUUACCUCUUUUUUCAUGGACAACGGCGACGCUAUCAGCAAGCCUAUCAUCGCGGUCGCCACGGGGCCGUACAUCUUCAUGUACCGCGGCAACAAGCCGCUCUAUCGCUUCAUGGUGCCGCCGGUAAUUCUCGAUCCGCAGGAGUUGGCUAUCUGGCAGGAUCUCGCCACGGAAGCGCUCCCCAUUGAGAGGGCGGUGGAGAGACUGGAGAGUCUUCUGGACUCCGGCCUGCAAACCUCCUCGCGCACGCUGCAGCUGCUGCUCAUGGAGACGCCGGGGGAGCGCAGCGAGUUUGUCGCCCGCCUACGCGCUGUUCCGCUCAUUCAAAUGGACGUCGUCUGCUGUCUGGGGUCCAUCCCGCUCACAUCUCUGGAGGAGGGAGGGAAGAGCGUACUAGUGAUUGGCACCGAGGCUCAUUUGCUCUACGUCCUUAAAAAAAACGCGGCGGAUGUGGCGCUGAAGGUGGUGCUGCCGAGCACACCUGUGUUCCUCAUUACGGCCGGCUGCUACGAGGUAGACUAUCGUAUCGUCGUUUCGUGCCGCGACGGUCGGGUGUACUCGAUCAAGCAUGGUCACUUGCAUAGGGCCGUGAUUCAGCCGGAUGCGCAACCGUGUGCCAUUGCCCGGUGCGACAACCUCGUUGCUGUGGCCACAACGGCAAACACGCUCUCCUACUACUCUCUCAAGGGAAAAAAGCAGCAGAGCGUCUACUUGCCGUGCUCCAUCAAUGGUCUGUCUACCAUCACCGACCCCGUUACUGGCGAGGCACGCGGGUUGGUGGUGGCGCUCAGCAACGGCGAAAUUCGCGUUUAUGUUGGAACCCAGCUUCAUCACGUCAGCCUAGCCUACGGCACUGUGACAGCGAUGAAGUUUUGUCGCUACGGUCGUGCAGAUGGCGCGCUUGUGCUCGUGCUGCAGAACGGCUCCCUCGUAGUCGAGCUGCUGCACCGCGGCGUGAACUUGUCCUCGAGCAAAAAGGUGGAAACCGGCCCACCACCGCAGCAGGACGUCCCCAUCCCCAUCCCGCACCUCAGCUCUGUCUUCGCGACGCAGUCAGCGCGCGAGCGCAAGUACGGGGCGGAGAUAUACCAACUCUUCCAGUACGACCUGUCGCAGCUGCGGCUCACGACGGCGAAGGCGUAUGUGGAGAUGAUUGCCAACGGCGCUGUUCCCUCCGAGUUAGGCAGCGUUAUGCAAGAGAGUAAAGGGGUGGGGGAGUCGUCACUGCGACUGAGCGCCGUUGUGCAGGGGCUUGGGCCGGUGUUCAAAGUGAAGGUGCAACUGCAAAACGUCGGCGAGGCGCCACUUCACGGCGUGCGCGUCGUCUUCUACCUUUCUGAAGACGGCGUCUAUCGCAUGCCGCAGCAGAUCUUCUCGAUUCCCCCGUUGGUGCCUUCUGUGCCGCUCUCCUGCUGCGCCGCAUUUGUGACAGUGACAGAGGGUGAGGGUGAGGCCCGGGGCAGCGCCAUCCUGGUCGUUGCGACCGGUCCAGAGAGCCGCACACCAUUGGCAAGCACCCUCGUCGAUCUACCAGAGGUGGAGCUGAUUGAUGAGGUGUAA